AUGUCGGACUACAAGGACGGUGUUUCCGUCUUCCACUUCACGUCGAGGAUCUCGAGUGCCAAGAUCCGCAAGUACACGAUCGCUACUCAGCGUGGUAUGACCGCUGCCGGCGGUAAGAAGGGAAAACACUCUCAGCUACUUCCCACGCCAGCACCGCAGGUAGCACCGGCAGGUACUUUGCAUCUGGCGGCACCAUCGAACUCAGCAUCGCCGGCGCACUCGCCAUCCAUGGAGCCGCCAGCCAAGAAGCCGAAGCUGAAGCUGACAGUGCGCGACCCAUCGCAGACUCCUGCCGGCACACCUGGAAGCACACCGAGCGUGCCCAUGAUCGUGGAUGGUCCGAGUGAGUCGAUCACUGUGUCACGCCCGCAGCGCGAGCCUAGGCCACUGAGGUUCAGGUACGAUGAGAACAUGGUCCUCGAUGAUGAGAGCCUUCGUAUCCAUUCAGACUCCUCCGAUCUGUCUGAGCUCGACUCGCCCCCUCCGCCACCGAGGUCAAUGUAUCAGCAGAAACAAGUCAAGCAACCAACUCCUGCCAAUCCUGAAUAUGGUGACUUCAUGUCGUACUACGUUACAGGUGAUGAUGGUGAUGACAAGUCCAAGGCCGAUGCUGGUCCAUCCUCCAAAGCUCCUGCGAUCUCACAGCAGCACCCUCAGGCUUUCUACCAAAACCAAUCUCAACACGGAGCACACCAUCCUCAGCAGCACGCACCUCAGCAGCGUCGGAAUCCGUCUCAGCAGUCCCGCCGCAACAAUUCCGCGAGGAUGCAGCAACCUCCGCCACCGCCUCCCGUCCCAACGGUCCUCUUAGUCAGCUUCGACAUCGUCAACACGCCAUGCGAUCCGAACAACCCGAAGACUGUUGCUGAGAUGAUCACGAGACUCGAGGCAUUGUCAGCGUCACUCGCGGCAUUCGCUGGCACCCCACCCCCACAGAGCCCGCUUCAGUCUCAAAUUCACACCCUCGCCGUCGAAGAAGUCCCUAAGAAGGAUGACGCUGCUAUUGAGAGCUUCCUCGGCAUGUUUGAGGACGGCGGUGAGAGCAGCAGCGAUGAUGACGCGGCGGCUAAGGAAGUCACGAAGAAGAACGAGGUUGAAGCCAAGCAGCAAUUGCCAAACCUCAGCUACACCCUGAAGAACCCCGGGCUCUCAGACGGUCCGCUCACCUACGGCAUCCAGUUCAUCCAGAACGCUCUCAAGUCUUGGGCUCAGGCCAGGCUCAACCAAUACUAUGUUGCGAAGAGAGACCACGAGUAUAAUGUGAUGUUGCAGCAGUUCUUCAAUCCGAACAAGCGUGGACCUGGUCGCACCAAACGACUCUCGGAAGAGGAAGAGCGCAUGCAGCAGCAGCUCGCUCAGCAGCCCGUCGUUGUACACGCAGAGACCACGCCUGAGGGCAAAGCUGUGGAGUGCUUCCGCGAAGUCAUCAGCUCGGGUUGUCUGCAAGUCAAUGCAGUCUUGCCUCAGGAGCUUACACGUGCUCUGCGUAACCUCUAUAUGCAGAUUGACCGCCUCAUCAAUCAAGGUUCGAAGAAUGAGCCGACCUGGCAAUGUGUGUCGUAUGGUGUGCAGAUCGCUGCCAACAAGAUGCGUGUAGAGAAGUGGAAGGGGUCGCAAGCUAAGGCGCAGGAAGAGAUGGCACGCCAGCAGCACCUUGCUCACCAGCAGGUUCUCCAGCAGAUGGGUCUGCCGCCCAACCACACUCAGCCACUUAAUGAGGCUCAGAUGCGUCAAGCUCAUGAAAUGGAGCUGGAGCGUCGUCGUAGCAUGGCGCACGCUCAGCAGCAGCCAUACUUGAGCCAACAUCACCUCAACCCGAUGCCUGUCGAUUCACAGCCGGCAAACACGCCCUCUGGCUUCGCGACCGCCUCAGCUCCACCGCAGAAUGGUGUCAACGAGCCGCUGACUGGGAAGCCAAGCACACCAAACAGCAGUAUGCCAGCUCCGAAUGGUCUACCUCAACCACAGCCACAAAGCCCGGCCAUGCCCAACAGCGACGAGCAGAAGAACCACAUGGAGCAUGUCGUGAUGUACCAAGCCGGCUACAAGCCACAGCGCGGCCCACAGAUGAAGUUCUCCUUCGCUCCCAGUAACGAGCAACAGAUGCAGGUUUGGGGCCCAAAUGCUUUCCCUCAAGCUAGUCCACGAGGUCCUGCUAUCCCCAACAAAGGGCCCAUGCCUGCGCCUUCUGCUCAGACCACGCCUAGUAAGACGACGAAUGGGACAGCCGUACCUUCCGUGGUGGCUUCGAUUGAGAACAAUGCGACAGCUGCGACCAAAAAGGCUCCGGCUGUUCAGCCUGCGGGCACGAAGAUCAAUGGCGGCGAUGUCGAGAUGGUCGAUACAAAUGACACGAAUAAGAAGAAGCGCAAGGCUUCGAGCACGGAGAUCAAGAAGGAGUUUGCCACGCCACCAGUCUCGGCACCAAUGCAGACGGGCGGCUUCACGGCAGUCAACAAAACCAUGUCCAACGCUGCUAGCAGCAACGCCACUAGCAUUGGUGAGCUGAGCAAGCAGAAUGGGCAUAACAUGGCGGCGAGGUACCCACAUCCGGGCGCUAUUGUCGUUGAUCGCUAG
Messenger RNA from Recurvomyces mirabilis, 2577 nucleotides. RefSeq lists its product as uncharacterized. NCBI's taxonomy places the organism in Eukaryota, Fungi, Ascomycota, Dothideomycetes, Mycosphaerellales, Teratosphaeriaceae. The record is from RefSeq and is a predicted model, not a curated record. The transcript is spliced from 2 exons. Bases 1 to 2577 code for a protein of 858 amino acids.